AUGGAAGUUAUAGAGGAUGGUAAUAUAAUGGACAGGAUUCCUAUCCUGUUACAGAGGAAUUUUGAAUACUAUCAGACAAAUCAAACGGUAUUGUCAGAAAAUAUUUGUCGAGCUGUUGUGGGUGGUAGACUAGAUUUCCCGAGAAGUGCAUCAUUUGCAGCAGUUAAAAUUGUACUAUGGUUGGAAGAAGAGUUUUCUAUCGCAUUUCAACAUGGUUCUGGGAUGUUUGUAACAUUAGAAGAUGAAAAGGUCGAGGGAGGUGUUGCUAAAACUUCUGAUCCUGAUAAAUUUGCUCAGUUGGCUACAAAAUCAAGUGAUUCCUUAUUAGAACAUCUCCAUGUCCUAACACAAGAAGCACUCGAUCACGCAGAUUUACCAGUACUGACGGCUACAUUAGGAGCUGCUGCCUUGUUGAAAAAUAGUCUCUUUUGCUACGUUCAACACGUCGAAGAUUCUGGCAAUACCGAAAGACAUUCGAUAUUGCAGGCCGCGUAUAAGCGCUACGCGACGAUGUCUGAAGCAGUAGGAGAAAGAGUACUAGAUCUUCAUAACAGAGUCUUAUCUCUGUAUAUAUUACAAGAUUCGGGUGGGAGACCGAUAGAUGAUCAAUCUAAUACUAUUCACGAAUCUGGUACUCCGUCGGUGCAAGGAUGGUGGUUGUAUAUGAACGGUAGCAAGAAGGAUUUAUGGGACACAGUGCCUCCAAAAAUGGCCCAAAGAAUUUUUGCCGGAAUGUUGAAUGAAACCCUAACAAUACUUACAGUUCGAUAUUGUCAGACAAUCACAACAAACACAACAACGCCCCUCUUAAUAAACGACAUUCUGAACAUUUUACUCUGCGUCGCUCAACUACUACCCGCUAUAUGUUCGAACGGUUCAGACCUGGCCGGCCUGGAAUCUUCGAAACAGUCACGUGACGUCAGAGAUGUGCACGCAAAAUGCAAUGAAUUGUUCAAGUGCAUGGUUUAUAGGGGUUCAGAACUACAUUUUUUACAUCAGGCGUUUAUGGAAUCUGAUGAAAUUACUUUCACAAAAGACACGCCAUAUCCGUGGUAUACAUUCGUCAGUCCUAAUCUCUUUGAUGGUAUAAAUGAUAAAAUAGCAAAGAAAACGCUAGAUUUAUCAACUAAAACAGCUUUGGGAUUGGAAUUAAUGGUGUUGUUAGCAAAACCACAACCAUCUUGGGCUUCAGUUGUGAAGGUGUUGAUGAUGCGAAAUUGUCAUCUAUCCGGCAUUUUACUUAUUCACGCUAUUCGAAAUAUGUCGGUUGAUAACUCUCGUUGGCCAGCCGAUGGAUUGUGGUACAAUAUGGACGGCCGCAUGAAGAAAUGUGAAGGAUUCCUGUGUACGGCUGACGGCUUUUGUAAAUUCAAAGGGGAUAACGAUGGUAUGAAUUUCUUUCAGGGAAAUAAAAUAUGGUAUUUGACUACUAGUGAAGAAUACGCUCGAGCAGUCGGCGCUUUAACGUAUAUAUUGAUAAGUGUUGGCAGUAAAGCUGAACUGAAAUCCACGCUUUGUUAUGCUUUAGAAAUAUCGGGACGGGAAUGGGCAGCUUGUUUGGAUAAACGACAGGUCUGGUGUGAUCGUAGACCGCCUUGGUUGGCGGGUUUGUUGGCAACAGUUGGUACUUGUUUGAAUUUCAUUCCACCCAUUUUGGUUAACGCUAUACAAACUGGCGCGUCUAUGUAUCAGACAAUGUCUUUAUGCCUUACGUGUAUAUCUAGAACGCUGGAUUGUGUACCACGUUGCGUUAUAAAUGCAGCAUCUUUACUAGAAUCUACUCUCCCAUCUCAAGUAAAUCCGGUUGGCGGUUCAGUGUUGUUACAAAUUUUGAUCACAAUAACAUACGAGGAAUUACAGAAAUGGGCUAAGAAGGAAAUUAUUAGUGAGAAAAAAGUUACUAACGGCGACGCUCACGAUAUGAAUGUAAGGCAGAAACCGAAAACAAAGCAAGUCAGAAUUGUAUCUUUCAAUCAAACGACGACGUCAUCAAUCUCAUUUGACGGUAGUCAAAGUUCGCCAUCAUCUAUAGCGUUGGCAAUAGCAGAGGCUCUAUGUUCGAUUGACGAAGAUCACAAACAUACAUCCGAAAUAGAGAAUCUAGUGGUACAAUCUAAGAAGACAUAUUCUGUCAGUAACAAAUUCGGUCUUGAAGAUUUUCCGGAUUUCGCAGAGUUUUUUGAAGAGGGAAAUGUCCCAGCUUCGAAUUCUGAACGUGAGAGCGAUGCCGCGGCUUUAACUAGUCAAAUACUCAUGACGUCAGCAGGAAGAGAUAGUUUGCGGGUAAUAUACGACCACCUGCAAUUGCAUUCAGAGAGGAUUUACAAGGAGUUGGGACUACAAGAUCAAUCCGAGUCAGACAUAUCGUCAAACAAGGCGCCACUGUUGUACAUUAUGUUUCAUAUUGGAAAGCGACCGUUCGAUCAGUACUUUCGCGGCAACUGGACAAUCCAUUGGAGUAAAUUAGUAAGUCUAGCUAAGGCAUGGUCAGGAAUAGAGGGCGCUAAAGUGCAUGUAAAUCGACGGAAUGAUAUUCGUAACGUAAAAACAAGCAAGGACAAGCAACUCCUGGAGUUAUACAAUGUAUUCAAGUCCCCACCGGAAGGAUUAUUGUAAAAAAAGAAGAAAUCAUUUUAAUUAUUUCGGCUUAUUGCAAUAAAGUUAUAUAAUACGUUAUAUUACAAAAAUUGUUUUUGUCGCAUUGUUUUAUAAUGUUAUUACUAAAUAAAUUGUUCUAGCUUUUACAAUAGUUUUACUUACGUUUUCAAGUUUAAUAAAUUCAGUAAUAAUUUCC
Molecule: messenger RNA, 2794 nt
Organism: Melitaea cinxia (Glanville fritillary)
Lineage: Eukaryota; Metazoa; Arthropoda; Insecta; Lepidoptera; Nymphalidae
Exons: 17
Coding region: 1-2616 (871 amino acids)
Source: RefSeq, a predicted model, not a curated record